Molecule: messenger RNA, 3010 nt
Organism: Pogoniulus pusillus (Red-fronted tinkerbird)
Lineage: Eukaryota; Metazoa; Chordata; Aves; Piciformes; Lybiidae
Product: kinesin-like protein KIF20A
Exons: 19
Coding region: 222-2702 (826 amino acids)
Biological process (GO): microtubule-based movement
Cellular component (GO): kinesin complex; microtubule; nucleus
Molecular function (GO): microtubule motor activity; ATP hydrolysis activity; ATP binding
Source: RefSeq, a predicted model, not a curated record
UGGCGCGGUCCCGCACGCGGUACGCUGGCAGCGGCUGCCACGCUCGGCCUCGCCUGGCGGGACGCGGUGUGAGGCCUGGCACCGUGCCGAGGGUGAUCUCGCCGGGCAGCAGCCAGCCAGCCAGCCCUCUCCUCUGUGCGUGUCCCUGGCGGCCUGGCCGAGUCCUGCUUGUCCAUUCUUUGCGGCAGAACGCGGUGACCUCGGAGUUCCUUUCCACACCAAUGGAUUGUGAGAAGAAAAGCUAUGUUUCUGGCGAAGUAGCUGAUACUUCAGUUUCUUGCCUGAAUGCAGUGGAUAAACCUUCGCCUAUGGAGUCAACAGGAUUGCCUACUGCAGAGGAGCAGGAGACGAAUCAACCUUUGAAAGUCUUCCUGAGGGUGAGACCCUUUUCUGUAGCUGAGCUUGAAAACCACGAGUCUCAGGGUUGUGUAACUAUUGAAGAUCCUCAGACAGUAAUUCUUAGUGCACCCAGAGCAUCUUCUGCAAUGAAAAACAGUGAAAGAGGAAUUGGUCAUUCUGUGCACAAGUUCACCUUUUCUCAGGUCUUUGGACCAGAAACUACCCAAAGGGAAUUUUUUGAAGGCUCGAUGAAAGACAUAGUAAAAGCCUAUAUUAAUGGAGUGAAUGGACUGGUGUUUGCUUAUGGGGUUACUAAUGCAGGCAAGACAUUCACCAUCCAAGGGACUUCAAAAGAUUUUGGUGUUCUACCUCGCUCACUUGAUGUGGUAUUUAACCACAUAAGGGGUAGACAAUAUCUGAAGAUGAACUUCAAACCACAUUUGAGCAAUGAGGUUAAGAAACUAGAAGAUGUGCAAGUUAAGCAAGAAGUAGCCAUAAAAGCUGCCAUUCUUGCAUCACUGAAAGAGGAGACAGAAAACAUCUCAAAUGCAAAUGUGUGUGGUGUGCAGUCUGAGUCUUCCAACUGUACUUCAGUGAGUCCUACUGAUUCACUAGCAGAGAGGAACUUUUUUCCACUUGACAUAUACAGGACUAACCUACAGCAGAGAACACAAGCAUCUGUGUGGAUUUCCUUCUGUGAGAUUUACAAUGAAUAUGUGUAUGACCUGUUGAAUGUGUUUUCUACCUCAAAAGCACAAAAACGCAGAGUCUUGAGAAUCUGUGAGGAUCAAGGAGGAAACUCUUACAUUAAAGACUUAAAGUGGGUUAACAUUCAGAACAUUGAAGAAGCAUGCAAAAUACUAAAAAUAGGAAACAAGAACCGAAGCUUUGCCUGUACUAGAAUGAAUGAGCAAUCAAGUAGAAGUCACAGCAUCUUCUCCAUCAGGCUACUAAAGCUAACUGAUGAGCACCAGCCCCGUGUUCUUGGAGUUUCAGAGUUGUCAUUCUGUGACUUGGCUGGAUCAGAGAGGUGCAAUAAAACACAAGCCUUUGGAGAUAGACUAAAAGAAGCAGGAAAUAUUAAUAAUUCUCUCCAUAUCCUUGGAAAAUGCAUUGCAGCACUGAAGCAAAACCAAAACCCAAAGAUGAAGCCAAGCUAUAUUCCCUUCAGAGAGAGCAAACUGACUCGUCUGUUUCAGCCCUUCUUCUGCGGGAAAGGCAAAGCUUGUAUGAUUGUCAACAUAAACCAGCACGCUGCCACCUACGAUGAAACACUGCAUGUCAUGAAAUUCUCAGCUAUAGCCAAGCAGGUAAUCCAGACAAUCUUACCCAGGAGCUUCAAUUAUUUUCCACCUAAGCUGGUUGGAGGUGAUGGCGGAGCUAUCAUUCACUUUGAUGCUAACACCUCUACAGAUGACUUGCCUGACAGUGCUGAAACCCCUGCAGAAGAGGAAGUGGACAUCACCAUUCUGAGCCAUGAGGAUCUCUUGAAAACUACAGAGAACCUAAGGGAGAAGCUAGUUGCAGAAAGGCAAAGUAAACUCCUCCUGGAGGUGAAGAUACGCAGAGAGAUGGCAGCAGCCAUGUUCCGACAGCUGUUGGAGACAGAGGAAGCCUGGAGCAACCGCUUGGAAGACAUGAAAGACAGUUAUGAAGAGAAGCUGGAGAGCAAAUUUGAGAUGUAUAAAGAGGCCAUCAAGAAACAUGCCUACAUGUGUGCAAUGGAACAAAUCGAGCAUCACUAUGUUCCCAUAGAAGAAUUUCUGGCUGAACAAGAGAAAGUUGAGGAUAGAGAAAGUAAAAUACGGCAGUUGGAAAGACAACUGGAUGAAGAGUCAGGGAGGCUGCUGGGAAGUCUGAAUUCAGAUACACCAACUGCUGACAGUAAUGUGGAACUAGAUCUUACGACCAGAGCGAUGCAGAGAGCCAAUGAAGGGCUGCAGAAAAAAUGCAGAGAGAAAGAAGAGCUUAUAAAGUCUCUGAAGUUGAAAAUACAGAAAUUAAAUGAAACCCUGCUAGAAGCUAAUGAAGGCUACAGGAAAAUGGCAGAAGAGAACAGUCAGCUGAAGCGUACAAUCACACUCAAGGAUCAAGAAAUGAACAGUCUCCAGAACUGGGCUAAACGUGUCCUGGAGCUUGAAGAAAUGGUCUCUUCCCUGCAAAAAGAACUCGAUGAACGGAAAAAGCCUCUCCCUCUCGAGGAGCCAAACCCACAAAAGCCCAGGAGAGGUUUGUUGGCCAACCUGAAAUCCACAGUAGCAGCCACUGCCAGUACACCUCUUGGUAAAGGCUGGGGGAAGCAUGAAGAUGCUUCAUCCUCCUCAAGAAAACAAGUACUGUUGGCUUACAGAGCAAAAGAAUGAUGUUUGGUUAACCAAAGGGUGCAGUUACUGGGCUUUUUGAAUCUUAAGCUGUCAGCUUUUUCUUACUCCAAGAUGCUCACUGUCCUGUUAUCUCAGAGAUAAAUGUUUCAUGCAGAUUUUAUUUAUUAAUUGGAUCAGGGCUGAAUUUAGAGCUGUGUUUUUAGAUUUCAACUUGUGCUUUUACUGUUGAUAGAGGGAUGUGAUUUGAGAGAUAGAUGUCAUUUUAAUUCUUGGGUAGCUGCUGUCAUGGUCUUUGAUGCUGAUAAAUGUGUUUCAUGCAAAAUGGGAUGUACCUCAUCUGCUGCCCA